AUGAUCUCGUUCAUGAGACUUGGUGAAUGCUCUUUGUCCAAGUCUGAGAUUCUAAACAAACUCCUGAGCAACUCCCAGCAAUACCACGACACCUUUGUGCACCGCGACAUGCAGUGUGGCGACAACCCGAGAAUAAUCUCUAAUGGACUCGCUGAACUUACUUGGGAAAUGGGUCAACUCUACGAGGCUUCAUUGUCUCUUUCAGAAGAAGACCGUUCACGCCAACAGCUGCAGCACCUUCCCAAACUGUGUGCACAGCUUCUGAUUGAUGGUUUUCCUCUGGAGCUGGUGGAUGGAGAUGCCUCCAACAUCCCUCUCAGAUGGGUGAGUGAUGUUCUGACCCAGCUCCAUGAACUGGUGUCUCCUAACAACAAGAUUCGGGUGAUCACAGUCUUCGGAGUCCAGAGCACAGGGAAGUCCACUCUCCUCAACACCAUGUUUGGAGUGAAGUUUGCAGUGAGCAGUGGCCGAUGCACGAGAGGCGCCUUUAUGUUACUCAUCAGAGUCAGUGAAGAUAUGAAAGCUUCUCUCAACUGUGACUUCUUAGUGAUCAUCGACACAGAGGGCCUCAAGUCUCCAGAACUCGCUCAACUGGACGAUAGUCACGAACACGACAACGAGUUAGCAACCCUUGUGGUUGGAUUGAGUGACAUCACCAUCAUCAAUAUUGCUAUGGAGAAUUCUACAGACAUGAAAGACAUCCUGCAGAUAGUUGUGCACGCUUUCCUCAGAAUGAAAGAAGUGGGUAAAAAACCCAGAUGUCAGUUUGUUCACCAGAAUGUUUCAGAUGUUUCAGCUCAUGACAAGAACCUCAGAGACAGAAAACUGCUCUUGCAGCAGUUAAAUGAGAUGACUCAAGCUGCAGCUAAGAUGGAGAGAAAAGAAGAGAAUAAGAGCUUCACUGAUGUCAUGGACUAUGACCCCGACACUGGAAACUGGUACAUCCCUGGACUGUGGAAUGGAAUCCCCCCAAUGGCCCCAGUCAAUGUAGGAUACAGUGAAGCAGUCCAAGAACUCAAGAAAAAUCCAGAAGGUUUCAGGAAAUGCAUGAGCGUUUUCUGCAUGAAAACGAUCCUUUCGUACAUCUGA
Molecule: messenger RNA, 1089 nt
Organism: Knipowitschia caucasica
Lineage: Eukaryota; Metazoa; Chordata; Actinopteri; Gobiiformes; Gobiidae
Source: the annotation of a GenBank genome assembly